GAGGAGGCAGCAAAAUCUUUUUGCUGUCCAGGCACCAUUCAUUAUGUUUGACUCAAAAAUGUUUCGCUUAACAAAAGUAUCCCUCGAUUCAAACCCCUCUUGACACAUUUAUUGGCAAUUUUUAUCUGGUUUAGAAUAUUCAGCAGUAAGAUUAGGUACGCUUUGUUUGACUUCAAGUAAACACAAUCUGGCUGUAUUAGUGAAUAUUUGUGGCUGUACAAACAUCAAGCUUAGCGUCUUGAACACUUUCCCAGCGUUAUUUAAUACUUCAAUUUUCUAUUUCCUGGUUAUGGACCUCUCAUCGAAAGCAAUACAACUCCUUUUAAGCGACAUUGAUCAUCUCUUCAGAUUCCACAACAAAAUGUCUAAUUCAUCCUCAUCAAGCGCCAGACCCUCAGUAACUCCUGGUAUCCAAAUUCGAGCUAUGAAUAUCUCAGAUGGCUCACCUCCUUUUCUUUGCAAGACGAAUCUCCGAAUCGUCCCACCGCAAGACUUCUCCUCGAUUUCGGCUACGCUCAUUCAGGCCAUCAAUACUCAAGCUUUGUCUGAGAACUCUUCGCGCGUAGGAGAUAUAUCCAUCUUCAUCCACUGGGCAGGAGAAACCCCCGAUAAAUACGCCUACCAAACGGCAUCUAGAUGCUGGAACAAUAUCUCAUUAGAAUUGAUGCUCCUAUCCAAGAAAGAAUUCUCCACCGAUAGUCCAGAUGAAUUGAAGGGUCUCUGGAUAUUUCUGGCUCAAAGAAAAUACCGAGAUGAGAUCUUCUGCGUUUUCGAGACAUCGCCUACCCCGCCACCUGAUUGCACUUCCGAGCCAGAGAAUGAUAUCGAAAGGGACAUAGAUUAUUCACUCUGAUUGUGAAAACGAAAGUCGUUGAGAUACGUUGAUGUCGGGCAAUGCCCUUUGACUUGAUGAUCACUAUUUCAGACAGGAUGUUUCUCAAUUCGAAAACCCCGGUUGAAAGCGAUGCCUAGCAUCACAGAUCAUAUGUUUACAUACCGAACACUUGACAAAUCAAGCAGUUCAACUCCUACUUUUUGGUCCUUUAAAUAUAAGUGCA
Botrytis cinerea B05.10 is the source of this 1058-nucleotide messenger RNA. RefSeq lists its product as hypothetical. Lineage: Eukaryota; Fungi; Ascomycota; Leotiomycetes; Helotiales; Sclerotiniaceae. The transcript has 2 exons. The coding region runs from base 290 to 853 and encodes 187 amino acids. The record is from RefSeq and is a predicted model, not a curated record.